AAAAAAAGGAAAAAAAGACCUGCUGGAAAUUUCCCCUGUGAAUAUCCUGGCUGCGAAAAAACCUUUACAAGAUCUGAACAUCGCUCAAGACAUAUGCUCAACCACAAUCCUCCUGUCAUUUACACCUGCCAUUGGCAAAACUGUUCAAAAACUUUUGUUAGAAAUGAUCUCAAAGUUAGACACCUCAAAAGACACAAGGAAAGAUUGAAAAAGGAAGAAAACCAGAAAAAUCUAGAAAUUGAAAGCAUGAAAAAUAAAGAUUCCCUAUACAAAGGAAUGGGCACAAUUAAUUUGAAUCUAAACUCCACGACAAACAGCUUGGGUAAUAUUCACAACACCCAUAACACUCACAAUACCCACACUAAUAACCAGAACAAUAUCAACAAUCUUCUGAAAAUUGAUAACGACAUCAAUUUUGAUAUAUUUGAUAAUAUAAAUUCAUUUCCCUUUGAAUUUUCGCCUGGAACGAUGACUGAAUUAUUUGCAUUCUCGCCAAUUUUUCCUUCUCCUUCAUCUCAAACGUUGAUAAAUCAAGAUUUGAGGAACAAGUUUCUUAAGUUAAUCCCACCAUUAGAAGAAAAUCCUGAUUUUACAAUUGAAAAUUUGGAAAAAUGCUUGGUUUCUUAUUGGUCUCUUUUUCAUAUAUAUCUUCCAAUCUUGCAUAAACCUUCUUUCAAUACAUUAGAUUCUUCGCCUCUAUUGGUGCUUUCCAUGAUAAUGGUUGGGGCUGGAUAUAUGAGAGGAGUUGAAGCUGAGUGUGCAAACUCUAGUCUAAACAGUUCAAUGACUCCAGGUUCAAUUCAUGGUGGUCAAACAACAUUUGUUAAUGCCAAAGUCUUAGCGGAUCUUAUAUGUGUGCCGUUGAGAGGUUUAAUUUUCAGCCAUGAGGAUUUCAGUCCCCCAGCAGAAUUGUGGGUUUUCCAAAGUUUGAUUCUUUUAGAGAUCUAUGAAAAAUUUAUGACUUCAAGAAAAUUGCAUGAAAGAAGCUAUAUUCAUCAUGGAACUUUGAUUCAGUUGCUUAGAAGAACGAGAACACUUGGUGGUGAUCCUCAGAAAUACGAGUUGUCUAGCAGCACAGCAAGUGAAGCUGAGGAUGAAGAAGAUGAUGAUGACAGAAAAAGAUUAAAAGCCAACGAAUUAUGGAAAAAGUGGAUUGAAUAUGAGUCUAUGAACAGAGCGGCCUUUAUGGCAUUUUAUAUGGAUAUAAGUCAUGGUAUUAUAUUUGGGCACCAACCAAUUUUAUCGGUUCACCAAAUAAGAAUUUGCAUGCCUUGCAGUGAUGAAGUAUGGGAAUCAUCUUCUCAUGAAAUCAACAAUAAUCUUAAUCUUAAUACAGAUAAUGAUUUUGGUUACAAUCCAGAAUUUUUGAACACCCAACUACCCCCGAAAUUUAAAAAUGCUUCUUUCUUCAUGGAACUAGGAUCUAUCAUCAAGUCUAAGGAGAUUAAAUCCAAAUCUUCAUUUGGCAUGAAGGUUUUAAUGACCGGAUUAUUAGCCAUAUUAUCUCAAUUGCAGCAUGAUCAUUUACAGUUUUCUUUAUAUAAGGAUUCAACUGUUGAAAUAUGGAAAGAAAAUUUGUUAAAAGUUUUGGAUCAUUUUAUACACGAUUACGUUAAUGGUUGCUGCAACUCAAACACAUCUACAAAUAUAACAAUUGGCACAAGUGGAAGCUCGUUUGAGCCAAUAAUACCGAAGUAUUAUUUAUCAAAUGACACUAGAUGUAAGGUUCCAUCAUAUCAUUUGGCUCAUAUCACCAUGACGACAAAUCAUUACGAUUUGGUUAUCUAUGCUGGAGCACCAUCAAGAAUGAAUGUUAAAUCUAAAUCAAUCAAUUAUGACACAGUUAAGAAAAGAAUCGAAAUAUGGUGCAAAAACAUAAAAAGUAAACUAUCAGUCUUACAUGCAUACUUGUAUCUCUUUGAAAUGUUAUUGAAACCACAAGAUGUUUUUAAUGAGGGUGAUUAUAGCUACAAGCCAUUGGAAGAUCCGAUUUUGCAAAGAGUCAAUGCCAUGGCUAUUUGUAUAUUAACUAUAUGGGCAUAUAAUUUUACAACAGAAGGAAUCGAAAAUAAGCUAUAUGAUGAAGAAGAUAAUUUAAUCGUUAAUAGUAAUAAUAUUAAUGGAAUCGAAGGGCUUGAGGAUGGAUAUGAAUACCUUCGAAGAAUUCGAAACAGUCUAAGUAAUGAAUGUGGUUAUUCGUUGCACUGUACAAAACCACUUGAUUCCAAACAUUUUAUUCAUAUCAGCAAGGCUCAAGCAUUGUGUCUAGAUUCAGUAAAAGAUAAGAAAAAUAUGGUUGGGUUGUUAAAUUUAAUUUCAAAUGGGUUUUCACAAUCAAAUUGGGAAUUAUCUAAAGAGUUUUCCAAAUUAUUAAAAAAUUGUGCUGAACGAAGUUUAGGCCGACAUAGAGUGAAGUGUGAUUUUAUGUAUAAU
This is a messenger RNA of Ascoidea rubescens DSM 1968, 2433 nucleotides long. It is a transcript of the gene SDD4, whose product is annotated as Sdd4p. Gene Ontology annotation, cellular component: chromatin. The transcript has 3 exons. The record is from RefSeq and is a predicted model, not a curated record. Gene Ontology annotation, biological process: regulation of transcription by RNA polymerase II; DNA-templated transcription. Lineage: Eukaryota; Fungi; Ascomycota; Saccharomycetes; Ascoideales; Ascoideaceae. The annotation marks the transcript as partial. Gene Ontology annotation, molecular function: RNA polymerase II cis-regulatory region sequence-specific DNA binding; zinc ion binding; DNA-binding transcription factor activity, RNA polymerase II-specific.